Molecule: messenger RNA, 2652 nt
Organism: Penaeus vannamei (Pacific white shrimp)
Lineage: Eukaryota; Metazoa; Arthropoda; Malacostraca; Decapoda; Penaeidae
Source: RefSeq, a predicted model, not a curated record
AGCUACUCCGUCACAACCCUCGUGCUCGCUUGAACCUCGAGGGCGUACUGGCGCAUCCCUGGAUCCAAGAAUGCACCAAAGACUUGCCUACUCCCUCAGGUCACUGAGUGAUGAUCACAGUGGGGUCUUGCAAAUAUUGUGAUAUUGUCCUCGAACAAGUUUAUUUGAAUUUUGUACAAAGUUAGGUGCUUUGAUCAGGAUCUUUUGCAAGAAAGAUAUUUUGUAUUCCCUUUUAAUCAGUAACAAGUAGAUUGACCUUGUUGCUGAAAACUAUAGGUCAUUCCAUUUAGUGUUCUACAAAGGGUAUUUGUAAUAUUUGAUUAAUAUUUCUCCAAUGUAUUUAUUUAUGUGAUAAAGUGGGAUAAAGAAAUGACAUCAUUUUUGUGUUUAUAUCGCACACAUAAUCAAAGAGGAAUGUACUAAAUUUUAUUACCAAGUGCAGAAGCACAACUCCCUGGGAGCUUUUAUAAUCAUAGGCACAAAUAGAUCAUUUUGAAAAUAUUUAUAAUUCAGAGGAAGUGGCUAUUAAAAUUUGUCAAAUGUUUCCAACUAGAUUUUUACAUUGGAGACUUUUGGGGUAUAUGGUCAAGGUUCCAGCAUAUCUUUAAUGGCAAUAUGGAUAUACCUGGGUGACCUCUCGACUAUCCAAGCUUUAGAUUGGCAGAAUGCUUGUGGGAUUUUGUAUUGUAUGCUUGUGCAAUCUCUUCUCCUUUUUUCUCUUGUCCUUUAGUUCCUGAUUUUUUUUUUUUUUUUUUUUUUUUUUUUUUUUUUUUUUUUUUUUUUUUUUCCCCCUCUCUCUCUUUAGACCAUCCUAACCUUGACAACCGCUGUCCAUCAGAACUAUUUUCACAUGUCAGUUUUGUUGGUGUUGACAAACUUUUGUAAAUAAAAUUCUUUUCCCUCCUUUUUCUUCAUUUUUGCUGCAUUAAGAUAUAAGACCAUUUAUAAAACAAUGAUUAACAAAGCUUUCAAAACUGAACACAGCUGCUUUGGCUGGAAAGGUGUGCAUGUAACUGAUUGAUAGUAAAUAAAAUCAUAGCAUUUUCCAUUUCAAGAUUUUUUUUCCAAGCUUCUUAGUCAGAUUGUAAAAAUAUGAUGAUUUUUCCUCUGCUUUCCAUUCUCCAUGCAUUGCUUGACAUUCUGCUAACAUGUUCUAAACUUUUGGUGUGUUAGCUCAACGUCUUUAAGCUAAUAUGUCAUAAUUUUUUGUCAGUGAAAUUCUCUUGUUCACAUUAUACAGUUUUGUAAUUUUUUUUUAUUCCUCUAAAAAUAUCACUAGUUUACUAGUUUUGUUUUUGUUUCAAGUUUAGUUUACUUGGAUAUUGAGAUUGCCACAAUGUGUUUCAUUAGCAUAAGUAUUACUAGUAUGAAAGUUGUGUAUAUAGAUUACUAAAUAAGUUCACUUUAACAGGUUUUGUAAAGCAGGAAAGUUAAACUUGCGAACACCCCCUGUAUUUACAACUGCAUUUAUUCUGUACUGUACUGGCACUUGGUUUUUAAACAGUUUGGAUUUAAUGAUAAAAGUCAUAGAAAACAAAUGUUAACUGUUAUUUUAUGUCUUCUUUUUUCUUAAAAUUUGCUAGUGAUCAUUCAUCAUUUUUCUUUUAUUUAUAUAUAUAUGUAUUUUUAGGAAAGUGAAUCCAGAAAUGGGAUGUCAUAUAUAAAAAAAAUAAAAUGUAAUUCCUCAUACUUUGUUAUUAACCGUAUCCUUAAACUUGUAAUUCACGCAAUAUAAUGUAAAAUAAGUUUGAAAAUUAGUAUUACUACUGUUUCAAGUCAAGGCUUUCAUUCACAUCUUGUUUUUAUGUAGAGCAAAUGCAUUUUGAAGUAUGGAGAAUGAUAGGCAUUAAAAUGACCACUUACAUUCAUUCCUAUAUUCUGGAUGAUUAAUGGUAUUGGUUUUCAUUGAAAUUUUCCUGGUUUAUAGUAUCAUAUAUAAUCUACUAGCAUUUGUAAUUGACAGUUAGAACUUUUCCUUCGAUUCCAUAUUUUUCACUACAUUUAAUGUAUUUUCUAUCCAUACCAAUUAUCUUAAAAUUUGAUACCUGAGUGGGUGACUUCUGAUAGACUGAGCUGACAGCUAGUAUCAAGGAGGGGGUAGUAGUAGCAGUGUUCCAAGCUGUGAUCAAGGGAGAGCCAGGUGUCAGGGAAAAGGAAAAGUUAGUCAUUGGGGCUAGCUGAUAAAGGGGCAAACCUAAAUGCCCCUAAUAAAGAUACAAUCUGGAGUAUGUGAGAAAGAGAAAUGGUUCUCCCCUCAGGUUCCACUUGAGUGGCAAGGACUAGAUAACUAAAUGGGAAUGUGUCCAUUGCUCCCUGAAGCCAUUCAAGACUGACCUAAGGUUAGCCUUUUAUCCUUUCGACACAGCUCUGACAUCUAGGGAAGUAGACAGAAGAGGGUGUUGAAAAGAAGGAAAAGGAAAGGGAGAAGAAAGGAACAUGCAAAAUUGGUUGAGCUGAGGGCUCACCCAAUAUUGGACCUCUGUCACCUAUGCCCCACUCCCCCUCACAACAACAGGAUGGGAUUGGUGGAGAGGUAAUGGGGAAAAAGUUAUUGGUUGAGACAAAAUUCAUCAGUUGGUAUAAAUAGUUUCAAAUAAUCAGACAAUUAUACUAAAAUUUUAAAAGGUCCAAAUAAAGGUAAAUCAAACAUCA